Molecule: messenger RNA, 2547 nt
Organism: Formica exsecta
Lineage: Eukaryota; Metazoa; Arthropoda; Insecta; Hymenoptera; Formicidae
Product: odorant receptor 94a-like
Exons: 5
Coding region: 1-1110 (369 amino acids)
Biological process (GO): detection of chemical stimulus involved in sensory perception of smell; sensory perception of smell
Cellular component (GO): plasma membrane
Molecular function (GO): olfactory receptor activity; odorant binding
Source: RefSeq, a predicted model, not a curated record
AUGCAUGUGCUGAAAUUUACACUUAUAAUCUGCGCGCUCGCUGGAUGCUGGCAGCCGCUUUCAUGGACAUCGUUGUUUAAGAAUAUAAUUUAUAAAGCUUACGCAACGUUCCUGAUCUCCUCAUUAUACGCAUUUCUGAUGUCCCAAUUCGUGGACAUUGUAUUAAACGUUGGUAACUCUGAUGAAUUUGUCGAUGCCUUAUAUAUGAUGUUGACCGUGCUUGUAGCGGGAUAUAAACAAGCUUAUAUGUGGAUAGAUCGCAAGAAUAUCAUGGUAAUAAUAAAUGUUCUUACCGAGAAACCUUUUGCACCAUAUGAAACACACGAAGUAAUAAUUCAAGAGAAAUUUGAAAAAUUGACAACGAACAACACACGGCGGUAUUUAAUCAUUGUUUCAAUGUCGAUCUUAUCGAUAAUUUCGACAUCUGUCUCUACAGAUUUAAGGAAAAGAAAUCUGACGUAUAAGGCUUGGUUGCCUUUUGACUAUUCAUCCCCUACUAUAUACUUUUUUGUAUACAUUCAUCAAAUGAUAGCCAUGUCAACCUCGGGUAUAGUUAAUGUCGCUUGUGAAAGUUUAAUUUGUGGAUUUUUGCUACAUAUUUGUGGCCAGUUUGAAAUUUUGGAAUAUCGAUUGAGAAAACUUUCGCACGAUCAAAACAUUUUAGGCGACUGUGUCCAUCAUCACAAUCUUCUUUUCGAAUAUGCAUACACGAUAAACAAUACAUUUGCGAAAAUAAUUGCCAUCCAGUUUGCGGUGAGCAUGUUGGUAGUAUGCUCAAAUAUGUACCGAAUAGCUAUGGCAACAGACUAUAUGAGCUUCAUUCCAUUGAUAAUGUAUACAAGUGCUAUAUUAAUGCAAAUUUUCAUAUAUUGCUGGUUUGGAAACGAAGUCAAGUUAAAAAGUCUUCAAUUCGUGAAUAACAUUUAUAAUAUGGAGUGGAUCACACUUAGUAAUAACAACAAAAAAGCUCUUUUAUUAAUUAUGAAGCGUGCGAUGAUUCCCAUCCAGUUUAGUAGUGCUUAUAUAAUCACGAUGAAUGUCGACUCGUUUGUAGCUUUACUUAAGAUGUCAUACUCGAUUUUCAAUUUACUGCAUCAAACGCAAGAAUAGUAACGUGUAUAAUAACGGAAGUUAUUAUUGUUCACAUUUAAUUUAUUAUGACAUCACAUUCGACGGAUGUUAUGUGAAAAAGUGCAGAAAUAAAUAUAUUAAUCUCUCUCUCUCUCUCUUUCUCUCUCAUUUUAAUAUGACUAAAUAAUUUUCAAGAAAUCUAUAAAACUUUUUAUAAGUUUUUUAUUACCAACAUUUUUAAAAAUUGCAGUUCGUAUAAGAACAAGUUCUAAUAAUACGUAAGAACGUCAAAGCGAAAAUAUGAGCCAUUAAGCACAAACGUUCCUAUUAUAAAGUUUACCAAACAAAACAAUAUUAUUUUCACAUUCGAAAUUUUCUAUUUUAUUUCUUUGAUAUUUUUCUAUCGCGUAACAAACAUGCUUCGUGCUAAAAUUAUUAAUUUCUUAUUUGAAUAUUUUGGACAGCUAUUAUAUUUUAACGUCGGACAUAGCAAUAAUUAUUCUAGUAGAGAAAAGCGCAAACAUACACAUAUAAAUAAAUAUUUGAUAAGAAAAUUUUGAAUUGCAUUAUAUACGAUUUGUCAGUGUGACGCUUUUUGAAAUACAUCUAUGUUAAGAGUUAGAAGUUUUCCUUACCCUGUUUAUGUCCGAUGAGAAACAAGAUAAGAAUUGAUGCUGUAACCAAAGGAAUAUUUAUAAUAUCUUAUUAUAUUCCGAUGUACAUACGCCGAUACGUAUAAUAUGAUCAUAAAAAUAUUGUACUAUUCAAGCGAAUAUACGAGCUAGUAUUAAGUUUUCAUAAACUACAACUGAUGAUCCAUUACUUAACAUUAAAAGAAUAUAUAUUCGACGAAAUUAUGAACAGUACAAUAGGAAUAGAUAAUAAAUAUAACAUCUUGAUGUACAUAUAUAAUGAGUAAGCUGUAUCAAAAUAUUCCUUAUAUUAUAGGCUAAUGGUCUAUUUCAAGAAAUUUAUUUUGCCAUAUAACUUUUCUGUCCCAUUGUCUUCAUGACAAUAACGGUACAUUAUGCAAUUUUUUAAUAAGACAGGUAUCGAGAAGAUAGAGAAGAAAUAAUGAUAGACAUAAUGGGAUAUGACGAGUAACAUUAUUAUCAGAAAGUCACAUCGCGCGGCUAUAGACAUUUUCAGUAUCUUUUUCUCUUACGAUAUUAAUUUAUCCAUCGACAUUUAAGACGUGAUAAAGGGUUUAAAUAAAUGUUUUAUAAAAAUUAUUAAAUUAAAUUAAUUUUAAUUUAAUAAAUUUAACUUUUUAAAUUUUUUUAGGAAAAAACUGAAUAUAAACGCAAAUAAUUUAUAGUGCAAGUGGGUUAGAAAAGUUUUUUGUAUGUAUAAGCCUAAUGUAUACUUAUAUAUAAUAUAUAUUUAAAAGUUAAAGAGAUAACAUUAAAUAACUAAUUUUUUGGAUAGAUGUCUGUCCGUGUAUUCCAUAUAAUGUGAAUAAUCUUUUCAAAAAUA